Molecule: messenger RNA, 680 nt
Organism: Rhopalosiphum maidis (corn leaf aphid)
Lineage: Eukaryota; Metazoa; Arthropoda; Insecta; Hemiptera; Aphididae
Product: putative SERF-like protein
Exons: 4
Coding region: 324-509 (61 amino acids)
Cellular component (GO): cytosol
Source: RefSeq, a predicted model, not a curated record
AGUCUAAGUAUUGCUAUCUACAACCGUGGUUCUACUAAACAAUUGAAGAUUUGAAGUACAAUUGACCAUAUUUUAACCAAAACCAAACCAAUUGUUAAUUGUUAUCAUUUUGGAAUUUGCUAAUAUUAGUAUUUGCCAUUUGGAGUGAGUAGUUAGUACUUUUUACGAUAUUAUAAAUAUCAAUAGAUUCCUGAAUUUUUGUUGUAUGGUUUAAUUAUUAACUCCAGUCCUCCGAGGAUCUUACAAAGUUACGAACACAUAGUCGAAUUUUUGUAGUGGAUUGUGAAACCUUGUAAAUAAUAAUUACCAAUCUCGGAUAAGAAAUGGCGAGAGGUAACGCUAGAGAUCUUGCGCGCGAAAAGAAUCAAAAGAAACAGCAGGAACAAGCAAAAAAAAAAGGAAUUUCGGACAAGGGUUCAAAUCAGGGUUUGACAUUGGAACAAAGAAAACAAAGAGAUGCUGAUAGGAUGAGAGAAAAACAACUAAAAAAACAAGAAGAUAAAUCAUAAAAUGGAUUUGUGUCACAGAUGUAUUUUAAUGCUGAGCUCAAAAUAAAUUCAAUUAUAUCGUGUAAUAUUGCCAUCUAUAAAUGUUUAGACUGCUUUUAGUCUUACUUAUCUUAUCCUUAUAAAGUAUAAACAUGAUUUUCUUUUAUAAAUUACAUUGAUUGUUUUAAAGUA